GGGAUCAUAACCACAGUCGCAAAACUGAGCUCACUGUCAGAGACGGCUGCCCUCAACAGUUGCUGUAUUUCAUCAAAGAUGAAGAUCGUUUUCUUCUUGGUGUUCAUGUUAGAUGUUUCUCUAUCGGAGAGAGUGAGUGCGGUGAGUGUGAGGCAUGGACAGUUUUGGUUGACGCUGCAGUACCAUGCUGACUACAACAACCAUGUAAAGACCUGCUGUAAACUCUAUACACACGGUUGUUCUGAACGGAUGGACAGUACUGGAGUUGUUCCUGAUCGUCUCAGGUCCAGAACAAAGAUCUUCAGGUACAAUGGUGGCGUCAAAUUUAUGAUAUCGAACGCAAAGCUGGAGGAUGCUGGAGUAUACAGAUGCAGUAUUCUGGGUUACCCCCGACACUUUGUUGAUUUUGACGUGGAAAUUCAAGAGGUGAACCGUGUCGUGCCUCUACCUCCAAUCAAGUCCACCCUCACGCCCUCCACUGGCACCUCCGAGCAUGUCUUGUUUAAAAAUCUGAACAACCGUCCCAGUGUUUCUGUAGGUCUGUCUGCUCCCAUGACUGCAGCUCUGGGCACUAUCCUGCUCAUUAUCCUGCUCACCAUCAGCACAGCAGCCAUUGUUUUGAUCCGUCGCAGAGUAAAGGCAACAACAGACAAUACUGGAGCAGCUACAUGUGACUCACCCCACCACAAGGUUCAUGCAAGUUCUAAAUCCGGACUACCCUUCUGUGACUCACUGUCAACUGGGGUGGAAGAGGAGCUGAACAGUGUAAUUUACACCACGGUGGACUUCAAACCUCAUAAGGAGGAAGUGCUAUAUGCUAACCUGCGUACUCAUAGCCCCAGAGCCAAGGACCAAGACCCAGCCUUGCCCACAGAGCACCAAGACUCUGUGGAGUACUCCACUCUACCUAGCACUCAUGUAGGAAAGGAUUCCUUAUCCGUUUGUUGACCUACUGUAUAUAUUCCCCUGAUGAUCAUUCCUGAACUUUUCUCUGUGAACUCUAUGUGCCAAAAAUACAGUUGUUUGUUUUGAUUCAGCACACACAGUUCAUUUUGUGUGAAAUUAUUUGAGGUGGUAUUUUUCUCAGUCUUUUUUGAUCUGUUGAAUGCCACUGGGUUUGAAUGUGUGAUAAAGGUUUGUAUGGGC
Messenger RNA from Osmerus eperlanus (European smelt), 1146 nucleotides. RefSeq lists its product as uncharacterized. NCBI's taxonomy places the organism in Eukaryota, Metazoa, Chordata, Actinopteri, Osmeriformes, Osmeridae. The transcript is spliced from 6 exons. The coding region runs from base 79 to 948 and encodes 289 amino acids. The record is from RefSeq and is a predicted model, not a curated record.